Molecule: messenger RNA, 1764 nt
Organism: Cercospora beticola
Lineage: Eukaryota; Fungi; Ascomycota; Dothideomycetes; Mycosphaerellales; Mycosphaerellaceae
Product: FAD-binding oxidoreductase
Biological process (GO): lactate catabolic process
Cellular component (GO): mitochondrion
Molecular function (GO): D-lactate dehydrogenase (NAD+) activity; D-lactate dehydrogenase (cytochrome) activity; FAD binding
Source: RefSeq, a predicted model, not a curated record
AUGAAGCAAGUCGAUGAACUACAAGGCGAAGAUGGCAGCAUCGGACCAGCCUCCGCUGCAUUUCGCGCCCCAGAAGGUGGCAAUGCUGGUGCUCGGCCUCUGCGCUUGCCACCUAACACAACACUUGAGAAGUUCAACGACUUUAUGAGUGCUGUUCAAGAGAUUGUUGGCACUGACAACGCUACUGUUGUAUCGAGCGAUGCCGAACUUCAACAGGAAGACUAUAUGGAGCCCAGCAAAGCACACGACAUGUACUAUAUUGCUGAGAAGGAAUAUUUUGUCAGCAGUGCUGUGGUAGCACCACGCAAUGUAGCCGAUGUGCAAGCAAUCAUGAAGCUGUGCAAUGAAUUCGUGAUUCCAGUCUGGCCUUUUUCAAUCGGCCGCAACGUAGGCUAUGGUGGUAGUGCACCUCGAGUUCCCGGAUCCAUCGGUCUCGACAUGGGUCGCAAUAUGCGAAAAGUGCUCGAAGUCAACGAAGAUGGAGCCUUCGCUGUUGUCGAGCCUGGUGUCACCUUCAUGGAUCUUCACAAUUACCUCGUCGAAAGGAACCUACGAGACAAGCUCUGGAUCGAUACUCCAGAUCUCGGCGGUGGAUCAGUGAUCGGCAAUACCAUCGAGAGAGGUGUCGGUUACACUCCAUAUGGCGACCACUGGAUGAUGCAUUGUGGAAUGGAAGUCGUACUGCCAGACGGGUCCCUGUGGCGAAGUGGCAUGGGGGGCUUACCAAAUCCAAAGGCAGACCCGAAUGCUAGGCCAGAAGAUCAGGCAUGGAACGAGACAUUUGGCUUGUUCAAUUAUGGCUUUGGCCCCUACAACGAUGGCAUCUUCACCCAAUCGUCGCUUGGAAUCGUCGUCAAGAUGGGUAUUUGGCUGAUGGUACAAGCUGGCGGAUACCAAUCAUAUAUGAUCACCUUCCCCAAGGAUUCCGAUCUACACAAAGCCAUCGAGAUCAUCCGGCCACUCCGCGUGGGCAUGGUCUUGCAGAAUGUCCCUACCAUGCGCCAUAUCUUGCUCGAUGCUGCUGUUAUGGGCAAUCGUGCAUCGUACAAAAAGUCUCCCGAACUGCUUACAGACGAAGAGCUGGAUGAUAUCGCCAAAAAGCUCAAUCUUGGGCGGUGGAAUUUCUACGGUGCAGUCUAUGGACCAGAGCCUGUGCGACAAGUGAUGUUGCAGGUCAUCAAGCAGUCGUUCCUCACGAUCGAGGGAGCCAAGUACUUCGAGCCACAAGACCAGCCGGACAAUCUCGUCCUGCAGACUCGUCACGACACACUUCAAGGCAUUCCCAGCACAACAGAGCUCAGAUGGGUGGACUGGCUACCCAACGGAUCUCACCUCUUCUUCAGUCCCAUCGCCAAGGUCUCCGGUGACGAUGCUGUGGCUCAAUACGAAGUCACCCGCAAACGCUGUGAGGAAGCCAAGUUCGAUUUCAUCGGAACUUUCGUCAUUGGCAUGCGAGAAAUGCACCACAUUGUCUGUAUUGUCUUCGACCGUAAAGAUCCAGACAGCAGACGGCGUGCACACUGGCUGAUCCGAACUCUUAUUGACGACGCUGCUGAACGAGGUUGGGGAGAAUACCGAACGCACCUUGCGGUCAUGGACCAGAUCGCCAAGACCUAUAGCUUUAACAAUAAUGCGCAGUUGAAGUUGAAUGAGAAGAUCAAGGAGGCCUUGGAUCCGAAGGGCAUUUUGAGUCCUGGAAAAAAUGGCGUAUGGCCGAAGCAUAUGAAUGCGGAGGACUACAAGGUGCCGGUCUGAAGACACGAG